AACAGCUAUUAGUUCCGUAACCGAGACCACCGUCGGCCAGCCUCGAGUAGGGGAGAGAGGAGCGAGAGUGAAUGAGGUAGAGGAAGAGGCGACGAGGACGACAUCAGGAAGAGAGAGAGAGAGAGGGAGUGAGUCCUCUUGGAUCGAAGCUUGGGAGGAAGGGCGUAAGUUAGAUGGGAAAGGAAGUUAAAGACAUUUGUACUGGUGAAGAAUCAGAAGGUUUUAUCAUAUGUUCAGCCAGUGAUGACCCUGAGAUUCCUGAUGACUAUUCUUAUAAACAUCUGGAGCUUUCUGCAUUUGAUGAAACUGGGAAGGACAUUCCUGAUCCUCAAGACUCUCAUAUAAACGGACAACUAGAAGAACACAAAGUAAAUGGGGAUACAAUAGAUAGUUUUGUUGAGGAUCUCUCUGUGCAUCAAGAUGUGGAUUUUCCCAAGGAAGACAAACUGCCCUGCUUUAAGAAGUCAAAUUUAAAUGAUGUCUCGGUGGAGAAGGAAAAAGUGAACUGUGUAGAACAGAAGCCAGGUAAUUAUCAGAACACUGAUUCUCCCAUUAAAACAGUCCCAAAAUCUGCUAAUGUUGGAGAAAUGAGUUCCGACUGCAUUGUUCCUCAACCAUUUGCUCUUGCAACCGAUAAGCAUGCUUCUGGUGGGAACUGUUUUGUUGCUAAUAUUGCUGGGAAUGGCAAUGGAUCUGCUGAUGUGAACAGCCAACAAGCACGUAAUAUGCCAAAGAAGAUUCAGACUUCCCCAACGCUCACAUCAAGGAAUCCUUUGCAUCCUGAUAAUACAAAGCACCUGGAUGAAGAGGAUACUUGCUCUAUUGCCUCUUCAACUGCUGCAUCAGUGAGAACAUUAAAAGGCAGGUUUACAGUCGCAUCUGCACCUGUUUUCAGAUGCAGUGAACGUGCAGAAAAGCGGAAGGAGUUUUAUUUGAAGUUAGAAGAGAAGCAUCAAGCUUUGGAGGCUGAGAAAAACCAGUGUGAAGCUAGGACCAAGGAAGAACGAGAGGCAGCACUUAAGCAACUUAGAAAGAGCAUGACUUUCAGAGCUACGCCCAUGCCGAGCUUCUACCGUGAAGGACCUCCACCAAAGGUUGAGCUUAAAAAGCUACCUACAACUCGUGCAAAAUCACCAAAACUUGGCCGAAGGAAGAGCUGUAGUGAUGCAAACAAUCCAUCCAAAGGAGAUAACAAUGAUGGAGCAUGUGGUCGAGUAAACCGUCAUAGUUUGGGGAGUUUCAAAGGAGAUACCAUCAAACUGCAGAGUGGUGUGAAGAAUGGUAAUGCAGCUUCCAAAGAUAAAGAAGGGCCCAAACUGGUGAGGGAGAGUUCCAAAACCUCUUCUCAGAAGUUAUCUGGGCAGAGGAAGGCUGAUAUCACUGUGCAUUCUUAGCUCAUAAAUUACUCUAUGUUCUGGUAAUCUAUCUUACAUCACAUUUGAUCCCUUGCUUUCUGGAAGAUGUAGUGUUCUUGUGAGAACUUGUUGCUAGAAUUUGUGUGAUGUAUGAUGGUGUAAAUUUUUUAAGUUAUAAAGAAACAACAUGUAUUAAACACAAAGGUCUUGGAGCAGUUUUAUUAGAACUAUUGAAAGAAAUGACUGUUUUUCAUUUGGACAA
Molecule: messenger RNA, 1617 nt
Organism: Elaeis guineensis (African oil palm)
Lineage: Eukaryota; Viridiplantae; Streptophyta; Magnoliopsida; Arecales; Arecaceae
Product: protein WVD2-like 2
Biological process (GO): microtubule cytoskeleton organization
Molecular function (GO): microtubule binding
Source: RefSeq, a predicted model, not a curated record